UUAGAGAAGCAAUUUCAGCCAGAGAACGCUUAGGAAUAACUUUAAGGUACAUUUUAUAUGAUUAGAGCUAAUGACUGACUAGCUUAAUCUGUUUUAAUUGGUUUAAAAAGUUCAUUUUAUCAUGUAUUUUUUCAGAUUUUUAGCAUCAGGGGAAACGUACAGAAGUUUGUCAUUUGCCUUUAGAGUUGGCAGACAAACAAUAGCAAAAAUUGUUCCAGAAACUUGCCAUGCUCUUUGGACUCACUUAAAAUCAGACUGCAUGCAAUUUCCCUCAACACCAAAUGAAUGGAAAGGUAUUGCAGAAAAUUUUUUAAAAGCUUGGCAAUUGCUACAUUGCUGCGGUAGCAUUGAUGAAAAACAUGUGUUGAUGGUUUGUCCAAAAAAUAGUGGAAGUUUAAACUUUAAUUACAAAGGAACAUUUAGUAAUGUGUUGCUAGCAGUGGCAGAUGCCAAUCAUAAAUUUUUGUAUAUAGACUAUGGACACUAUGGAAGCGAGAGUGAUGGAGGAAUAUUUAGAAAAGUUCAGUUUGGCCAAAUGAUGGAAACCUGCAGAUUAAACUUGCCUAAUGAUGAUUACUUGCCAAAUUCUGAAAUUAUGUUUCCUUUUUAUUUCAUUGGUGAUGAAGCUUUCCCACUAAAAAGAAAUUUGAUGCGACCAUAUCCCAGAUGCUCAGCUAUUAGCUGAUCACAACGAGUCUAUAACUAUAGACUGUGUCGUGCUCAUCGAGUAGUGGAAAAUGCUUUUGGCAUUUUAAGUUCUCGUUUUUGAAUCU
Messenger RNA from Centruroides sculpturatus (bark scorpion), 773 nucleotides. RefSeq lists its product as uncharacterized. The transcript has a single exon. Bases 122 to 685 code for a protein of 187 amino acids. The record is from RefSeq and is a predicted model, not a curated record. Lineage: Eukaryota; Metazoa; Arthropoda; Arachnida; Scorpiones; Buthidae.